AUGCGACUCCGUGAGAGUAUCCGCCCUCCUGAGCGCUAUGAAUCAGAGCACUUUUACACGUCGCUAGGUCAAAAGUCACUUCGCCAGCACAGAAAUCCAAACCGCCCUCCCUACAUCGAUUUCAACCCCAACCUGCCUCCUGCUGUCUUCCCCACUCUGGACUUCCCUCGCCCAGCGGUACCAGAGGCUGGCAAAUGUGCACAGAGCAAGGGAGAAGAGACCAACAGUGGAGGCACUUUACAGCACGGUCGCGAGCAACCUGAGCAUUAUGGGGAGGACAAGGAUAGCAGAGAGGCAGGCGUCGAUCUCGAGGACAUCCCUAUCAACCAGGUCGAGAACUACGUUGCGAGCAACGGUGACUUGAACCCAGUUUACGUCGAAAACAUGGCUACGAUGGCUGCUGCGGACUCGUCUGCGAGUGAUGACUUGCACAAUGAGACUGAUGACAUCGAGGCUCAUGAUGAGGAUGAGUCCGCGCAUGAGAUCCCUAACCCAAAGUGGAGCGAUUUAUGUCCUGGAAUGCAGGUGGAAAUUUUCGACAAUCUUCUUCAGUGCUAUACUUGGAAAGACGCGUGUUAUAGGUUAAAUCUGACUGGAGAAGAUCAAGAGAAAGUCGGAAAGCAUAUUUUUGCUCGUAAUAAGCAGAUGGAACAGGAAGAAUCUCAGAUGAAAAACAUGCGAACGAAACAACUAAGAUCGCUCUUGAAGAUUGACAACAGUGCAAGACGUCUCCAGGAUUCGCACCAGUUUCUUUUCCGCAAAACCUCUCGAGACACCACUAGUCAUCUGCGAAGGAGUAAUAGGCCAGACUAUCUUAUGUGCCAUUUUAAAGAGGUUAUGAACGCUAAACGGUAUUUGCGCCAACAGGGCCUAAGCCCUAGAUAUGCUGGGGAUUGGGGUAACAGAAUCAGCCCUACUCAUCCCUCUGGAAUCGACCAAGAUCAUGAUAUGAGCAAUCUAGGGAAGCAGUUGAGCUGCGGUCAAUACAUGGAACUAGCCACAGAUACGACUGAUGAUGAUGACAUGAUGGAUUUUGCGUUCGAUCAUAAAGCUCCGACUGCGAUCCCGGAUAAGCAGUCAUUCAUUAACACAAUCGGGACAGCAGCUGUUGCUAGCCCGAGGGAUAUGACGCUAUGCAGAGGCAACUUAAACACAGCCCCAAGAUGGUUGAAUCUUCUUUACCAGCAUUCUAUACGGAACUACCAGCCAGCUUUUCGGGAGAAUAAGCUUGUUUGUCUCAAAAUCGGUACCGAGCACGCCGCCCAGAUUCAUAAUACCCAGCCGAUAGCUUGCAUUCAGCCAGCGAAAUUGGUAAAACGUUUCCCUCCCAUUGAUGCUAUUUACUAUGACCCCCCUUCAUGGACCCCUGUAAUUAUUCAGAAUCAUGGAGCAAGAACUAAUCCAACAAUGCCUCCAAUACCUAGACCAUCUUUGGGCGGCGAGCCACAGCCUCUACCGAGAACAAUGGGUGGAAAUUGGUCAUAUAGCUCUUUCGAAUCGCAUCCAACAACAUCUUCUAUGAGGUUCCAGCAAAAAUUGGAAGAGGCACGUCUUGAGACACAAAGGGCGAGAAGACGCGAAACGCAGCAACUUGCAGGUGGUAGAGGCUAUGAACCAUAUUUUACUCCGAGGCAAAGCCUGAAGGCAUAA
This is a messenger RNA of Aspergillus nomiae NRRL 13137, 1650 nucleotides long. RefSeq lists its product as uncharacterized. The transcript is spliced from 2 exons. The record is from RefSeq and is a predicted model, not a curated record. Lineage: Eukaryota; Fungi; Ascomycota; Eurotiomycetes; Eurotiales; Aspergillaceae. The coding region runs from base 1 to 1650 and encodes 549 amino acids.